Messenger RNA from Staurois parvus, 420 nucleotides. The record is from the annotation of a GenBank genome assembly. NCBI's taxonomy places the organism in Eukaryota, Metazoa, Chordata, Amphibia, Anura, Ranidae.
UACAUACACAGACACAUGUACGUACAUACAUACACAGACACAUGUACACACAGACACAUGUACACACACACAUACAUGUACAUACACGCAGACAUAUGUACAUACACACAUGUACAAUUGUACAUACAUACACACACCACUACCACCCCCAUAAAAAGUUGCAGUACUUUGUUGUUCACUCACAGAGCCGGGUUCUGCACUCUAGGGGGAGGCAGAGAGCACAGCACACACUCCUUGCUUUGUUUUCACUGCGCUCAGCUAUUGAGCAGUCUGACGGCUGCCAGUGCCAAUGACAGAUCCCGCCAGAGCUCCGAGCCUGCUCAGCAAGAUGGCCCUGGGGCACACACUCGCCCCCACCAUAAUUUCCACUCGCCAUUGGUGAGCAGGCGAGUGGAAAUUUCAAGCCCUGCCUUACGGUAC